Molecule: messenger RNA, 1898 nt
Organism: Gracilinanus agilis (Agile Gracile Mouse Opossum)
Lineage: Eukaryota; Metazoa; Chordata; Mammalia; Didelphimorphia; Didelphidae
Gene: GLT8D2
Product: glycosyltransferase 8 domain containing 2
Exons: 11
Coding region: 1-1506 (501 amino acids)
Cellular component (GO): Golgi apparatus
Molecular function (GO): glycosyltransferase activity
Source: RefSeq, a predicted model, not a curated record
AUGCACCGCGCCUCGGUCGCCGCCGCCGCCCCACCUCCUCACCUCGCCUGGAGGGGCGGGGCCCACGGGCGCGAUGGGCGGGGCGACAGAGGGGAGGAGUCUCUGGUCCCGCCCCCUGAGGGCCAUGGGCGGGACGGGACUCUUUGGGCCAUGAAUUGGGGGCUUUUAAACAUUCUGAUUCCCUUUUGGAUGGUAAAGUCAGCUGUGAGUGCUUUCCUGGACUCUUUCACUACCAAGAUUAAGCUCCCCUGGAUCUUCAAGGUUCAAAAGGUAGACCUUCAGGACCCCCUCUGGCAUCUGAGGGCCAUGUUAGAGACGUCAGAACCCCUGGACCUGCUUUAUAUCAAUUGCAGUUCCAAAGUGAGCUGUGAGAAGGCUGACUUAGGGGAUAGUUAUAAAGUGAAGAAGAAUUCAAGAAAAUUUAAGAAGAUUGAGGGUAUCUCAGACCGACGUAGUCAGCCAAAUUUUAAUCAGAUUUUGCUGUUCCUGCUUGUUGUGACGAUCUGUGCCAUUCUAUACAAGAAAGCUUAUAAGGUAUCUACGCUCAAGAAUGAACCAGUGGCUGCAGACGAUGCAGAGGAUUCCGAGGAAAUGGAAGAAGAGAUUCCCGUGGUGGUGUGCGCAGCAGCAGGCAGGAUGGGUGCCGCCAUGGCGGCCAUCAACAGCAUCUACAGCAACACAGAUGCCAACGUCUUGUUCUACGUGGUCGGCCUGAGGAACACGCUCUCUCACAUCCGGAAAUGGAUCGAACAUUCCAAAUUAAGGGAAAUCAAGUUUAAAAUUGUGGAAUUCAACCCAAUGGUCCUCAAAGGAAAAAUCCGACCAGACACGGCACGUCCUGAGUUGCUACAACCCUUGAACUUUGUGAGGUUUUAUCUCCCUCUACUUAUCCACAAACAUGAGAAAGUCAUCUACUUGGAUGAUGAUGUCAUCGUACAAGGUGAUAUCCAAGAAUUGUAUGACACAAAGUUGAUGCUGGGUCAUGCAGCGGCUUUCUCAGAUGACUGUGAUUUACCUUCCACCCAUGAAAUGGUUAGAAGUGCAGGGAUGCAGAAUACAUACAUGGGAUUUCUGGACUACCGAAAGAAGGCGAUCAAAGACCUCGGCAUCAGCCCCGGGACCUGCUCUUUCAAUCCCGGCGUGAUUGUUGCCAAUAUGACCGAAUGGAAACACCAGCGAAUCACUAAGCAGCUAGAGAAGUGGAUGCAAAGAAAUGUGGCGGAAAACCUCUACAGCAGCUCCCUGGGUGGCGGAGUGGCCACCUCCCCCAUGCUCAUCGUGUUUUACGGGAAGCAUUCGCACAUCAAUCCUCUGUGGCACAUCAGGCACCUGGGCUGGAGUGCAGAUGCCAGAUACUCUGAGCAUUUUCUUCAGGAGGCUAAAUUACUUCACUGGAAUGGAAGGCACAAACCUUGGGACUUCCCUAGUGUUCACCCUGACCUCUGGGAAAGCUGGUUCAUUCCUGACCCUUCUGGGAAAUUCAAACUCAAUCGUGGAGGUAGUUGAUAUAUGGAUCUACCGCAUGUUCUCUCCUGCUGCAUAAACUUGCAACUUGUGGAUUUUAUGAGCACUUUUUCAACACAUUUGAAUCAUAGGAUUCACCUUCAUUUAACAAAGAAGGCUUCUGAGACUUGUACUAUGGAAUGAAGAAAUGGAUUUAUUCUUUUUUCUCCCCUGAAAGUACCCCCUUAGGGAAAAUCAAAACUGUGUAAAUAGAUGGUGGGAAAGAAAUUGGUACAUUGGAAUAUUAACAUUCAAUUGCUUAGCUUGACCUUCAAAGAAAAACAAGCAUCUUCAAAGGAUUAAUAAAAUCAGAAAACGAGAGAUUUUUAACCACGUUUAAAAUUUCACAAUAAAGAUGAGGCUUUUUUCUCCCUAACUUAUGAGUCACCACUUUA